AUGGUCGGUGAAAAGAAAUCGUUACAUCCAGCCUUUACUGUCACAAACAUCAAAACUCUUAUUCCCAUUCUCCUGGACAUCAAACAGGAUGAACAUUCUUCAUGGUUUUUCCUUUUCGAACUCCAUCUCCAAGCUCAUAAUCUGGUUUUUCUCAUUCACGGAUCAGCAACUCGAACGGAUCUUGAUGCCACUACCGUAAAACAUCUAGACUCUCUCUGUCGCCAGUGGAUGUUCUCUACCAUGGCCAAAGGUUUUAUGCUCACCGUUCUCAAAUCAGGAAAAACUGCUAAAGGCAUAUGGGAUCACCUUAAGAAGCUAUUUCAAGACAACAAAGGCAUCCGCGCAGCAACCCUUGAAAUUAAGUUCGUUAACCUUAAAUUCACUGAAUGUAAUGGUGUUGAUGAUUACUGUGAUAAACUUAAGUUGUUCUCCGACCGUUUAAGUGAUCUCGAUUUCCCGAUGAAUGACAAGCGAUUGGUUACUCAACUUGUCAAUGGCCUUACGGAGGAAUACAACACUGUUGCCUCUUUCAUCCAACAGUCUAUGCCUAGUUUUGAUUCUGCUAGAUCUCAACUUAGAACGGAAGAAAUAAGGCGUUCUCAACAAACCCUAAGUUCUACACCAACGACACUGGCUGCUGCUGCCUCCCCCGUGCAUCGCAAUAACCAGCGACAAAAUCGUCCCAACAGCAACAGACGUGGUCCACGACCACCAUCCCACGGAAAUGAUUGGACCCAAAAUCCAGCGGCCCAACCACCUCUUCUGCCCACUUCUAGCAUGCAUCAAACAACCCAACCAACUCCAGGAUAUGCUCGUCAGCCUAGCUAUCCGCCUUACUGGCCUCCAUACUGGCAUGUACCUCCCUUCCCGUACUCUACAGCCCCUGCCUGGCAACCCCGUCGACCACACUAA
Molecule: messenger RNA, 912 nt
Organism: Papaver somniferum (opium poppy)
Lineage: Eukaryota; Viridiplantae; Streptophyta; Magnoliopsida; Ranunculales; Papaveraceae
Exons: 1
Coding region: 1-912 (303 amino acids)
Source: RefSeq, a predicted model, not a curated record